CGGGCAGUGGUAGAGCAGGACCAUACAGGUAUGCAUGCAGAGCAUGAGAAGACAUAGCUGUUGCAAUCUUGAAAGCACCUACUGAACAGGUCUGGAUCAGAAUGGAAACCCUUAAUGGCAACAAAUCAACUAAUGACAGCUGUGUUUUAAACGAGAGCUUCAAGUACACUCUCCUCCCUGUGAGCUACAGUCUUGUGUUUUUGUUUGGCCUGGUGCUGAACAUCACUGCCAUGUAUUUCAUCAUAUUCCAAACCAAACACUGGAAGCCCAACACCAUCUACAUGAUCAACCUCAACGUUUGUGACACCCUUUACCUCCUUACCCUUCCGUUCCUCAUCCACUACUACGCUGAUGAGAACGACUGGCCGUUCGGUGAGCUGAUGUGCAAGCUGAUUCGCUUUCUCUUCUACACAAACCUUUACGGAAGCAUCCUCUUCCUCAGUUGCAUCAGUCUGCACCGAUUCUUGGGCAUCUGCCACCCGGUGCGCUCUUUGAACUGGCUGAAUGCCCGUGGUGCUCGUUUGAUCUCGGUGGGAAUAUGGGUGACAAUGCUCUUCUUCCAGGCACCAAUACUCUACUUCUCCAGAACAAAAGAUAACAAUGAUGUACAGGUGUGCCAUGACACCACCGUCCCAGAGCUCUACAGCUAUUACAUUGUCUACAGCUUGGUAGUCAUGUUCUUGCUCUUCGUCCUACCAUUUGGGGUGGUGCUGGUCUGCAAUAUCUUGAUGGUGCAGAAGCUUCGGGAACUCAGCAUUGUUGGAAGUUCCAUGUCAAAGCGCUCCAAGCAGAAGUCGGUGAAGAUGAUCAUAAUUGUGCUUAUUACUUUCAUGAUAUGCUUUCUGCCCUACCACCUGAACCGCAGUAUCUACUAUGUCUUCCGAUUCCUGGACGAGCAGAACUGCUUGAUACAGUACUCUAAUGUGGCCUACAAUCUCACACGUCCUCUGGCCAGCUUCAACAGCUGCAUCGAUCCAAUACUCUACUUCAUGGCAGGACAGAGCUUCAGAAGAAGAAGACGACGUUCAAAUAAAGUCAAAAGUGUGUCCACCUCUGGGAGUUAUGGGAACGGCAUGAAGACAGAAAGUCAUACAUAUCUGGGAUGGCAUAAGGAUCUGCACUUCAAUGGAAAAGCUUAUAGACACUGGAUCAACCAGUGAUGUGUUCCUCUGUCCUUUAAAGGAAGACUUCAAAUACAUUCGAGCCAAAGGUGUGAAAAUGCCAAAUCUCUCUCAGUUUACUAUGUUCUGUCUGAGCAAAGGCAGCAAUGAAAGAACAAAGAAAAACACAGAAAAAUGAUUAGUUCUUGAUAACAGCGGUUCUCAACCAGAGGGCUUUAGCAAACUUGUGUGAAAUUAUGAGCAACAUUUGGAUACUUAAAUGGAAGGCAAGCUUUCCAGUCUGUUCGUCACACAACGGUAUCAGGUUGCAUGAGAAGAUUUGAUAUAGUGCAUGAAUUGUACUUCUGUGGUACUUUCUUGUUCUUUUUGGAGCAUGUAUCAUCUACUUUCAUUGUAUACAAAAAAAAAAACUAACUUUAAAAUAUUAAAAGUGAGCAAAUAAACAUGAAUUAAACAUUAAA
Messenger RNA from Xyrauchen texanus (razorback sucker), 1582 nucleotides. RefSeq names its product P2Y purinoceptor 2-like. Gene Ontology annotation, molecular function: A1 adenosine receptor binding; G protein-coupled UTP receptor activity. The coding region runs from base 102 to 1160 and encodes 352 amino acids. Gene Ontology annotation, cellular component: plasma membrane. Lineage: Eukaryota; Metazoa; Chordata; Actinopteri; Cypriniformes; Catostomidae. The transcript is spliced from 4 exons. Gene Ontology annotation, biological process: G protein-coupled receptor signaling pathway. The record is from RefSeq and is a predicted model, not a curated record.